AUGGAGCCCCCACAGGUGGCCCAGGAGCUUGGACUGAGCCAGCAGUUCCCUUCCCACAUGUUUCCUCAACAGGGACUUUCCUCAAGAGCCCCUGAGGCAUGGCAGGAGGCAAAAGAACACAAAGAACGAUCCCGGAGUGGCGCAGAUAGAGCGAGCCGUAAACGGAAAGCAGGAAGCCUUGGAAAUGUGUCCGGGACAAAAGCAGAAACACCAGCAGAGAGCGGCACAGGGCCAUUCCCGAGCGCUCCGCUUCACAUCCCUCUCUCUAGGCUCAGGGAAAUAGAAGCGGAGCUGAUUUGCGCCGAUGAGGCGGACAGUGAGUUUGAGUCUGGCGAGCCGGUGGCGCCAGCAGUGCCACCAGCAGUGCCACCAGCAGCGGCUCAGCCCCCUGGCCAAGCCCCAGGGGACAGCCGGUGGCACCGCGCUGGUGCAGGGCUGCAGGCAGCCCUGCGGGAAGGCAGCGCUCGGUGCCGGCAGCGGGAUUUUGCAGCGGCUGCGGCCAAGUUCUCCACGGCACUGGAGCUUUGCAGUAAAGGCUUUGCUAUAGAGGAUCCCUUGAAAUCCUCCCCAGAUGACAUUUCCAGGCUUGCCAGUUGGAUCGAGUCAAAGCUCGUCGUCUGCUACUUAAAACUAGAGCAGCCUGGUCUUGCUCUGCAUCAUUCACACAGGAGCAUCAUUCAGAACCCCUCUCACUUCUGCAAUCACCUGCGCCAAGCCACUUGCUUUCGGUGCCUACACAGAUACUCGGAGGCUGCCAGGUACCUCUGCUGUUCAGGCUUCCACAGGGCUCCUCUGCAUCGCUUUCCUUGCAGCUCUCAGCAGGGCAGGAGAGCUCCACUCUUCCCAGCCUGUCUGGACAAGGACUGGGAGUUCUGUGUAACCUUUGAGCCUCUUCUCUGCCUGCACACUUCUCUCUCUGCUUUUAUCUUCAGGAGCGCCAUGGUCGCGCAGUGUCUGUAUGUCCUGGCUGAAGGUGCGGGGCUGGAGACCAGUGACCUCCUCCAGCUGUACUGGCAGGUUAUGAUUCAAGAAGCCAUCCGUGGAGAAAGUUCUUUUUCGGCUCUGUAUACACCUUUUGAGAAAGAGGACAAGGCUGACAAAAUAAAGGAGGCAAACAAAACCUUUGCUGAGAAGCACCCUGACUACGUGCAGCACAUAUUUACAGAUCCUCAUGGAAUUCACCUGUUGCCAGAGAAGGCUGAAUCUCAUCCUGACCAGCAGUACUUACUGACUCUGGGCUUUAGAAACAAAGAGAUUGGAAAAACUGUGGAGAAGUUUGUAACUCGAAAACUGCCAGUCUUUCCAGGACAGAAAAUAACUUUCAGUCCCAGCAUGGAGGAAGCAGCAGAAACAUUUUGGCAGAACACUGGGGAAAGGAUCAUGGCAGCCAUGGCUUUUCUAGGAAGCACCAAGAUAAAGGAUGAGCGUGGCCCGUGUGCACAGGCCAUUGAGCAGUUCCAUCAUGCCAGCCUGCUCAGCCACCUGCAGAGAGGGGAGGAACAGGCCCAGGUAAUAACCCAGGCGAUGGCUGAGCUGGCAACUGUUCCCUACCUGCAGAGAGUCUCUGAGGAGGAUGACAAGCUGCUGCAGUCACUGAUGGCAGAUGCCAUGGACAUCCUGGCUGGAAGAACUGGAGAGCGUGUGUGGACUAAAAUACAGAAGGUGGCACUAAUUGAAGAGUACUUGAGGGAAGGAGAAGAGCUUUACUUAAGAACUCCACAUGUGCAAAUACCUGGAAUGGAAAAUAUCAACUGGACUCCAAGGGGACAGAAAUACUUGAGACUGGAAAAUACAAACAUGUUCAUUCCCAACCCACGAAGCUUAACCACAUGUCCAAAAAAAAGACACAUAGUUUUUGCAAAAAGUUGAUUUUGUAGGUAUUUUGUAGCCAUUCAUACCAAUUUGAUAGAUGUUAAUCUUAUUUUACAUUGUAUUAACUUGAAGUUGUAUUAAUUUAAAUUUAAA
Messenger RNA from Pseudopodoces humilis (Tibetan ground-tit), 1965 nucleotides. Lineage: Eukaryota; Metazoa; Chordata; Aves; Passeriformes; Paridae. The record is from RefSeq and is a predicted model, not a curated record.